ACAGCUCAGGGCGCGCAGGCACCCCAGGAGCGAACAGUAGCUUCUUAUUGGUCAGAACAAGACUCGAGCUCCAGUGCGUAACGACGCCCGGUGGACGCGCACAGCUCCUGGCAGAGGACACACUGAGAAACCUCCCGUGGAUUUUUAAGCGAUUGGAUUUACACGAGCGUUUAUCACUGACUUGGUUUUACUUUAUAUGCCAAAGCUGGGGGAACACACUGGAACACAACACACUCCGGCGCGAGGCUUCACAGUUUGCGCCACAAUAAUUGGUUAUCGGAUGGACCAGCAUCCCAGCGCCCGGAGCUGCACCAGUCGCGGGGCUUCGUCCUGCGAGGCCGUCCCGACCGAGCCCUCCAUGAAUCUAUACAUCCACUCCACCACCGGCACACGCUUCGAGCUCUCCCUGCCCCUGGAAGAGACCGUGGACGGACUGAAGAGGAGGCUGUCGCAAAGACUCAAAGUACCGAAAGAGAGACUCGCACUGCUGCACAAAGACACGCGACUAAGUUCAGGAAAACUCCAGGAUCUUGGCAUAUCUGAUGGGAGCAAGUUAACGCUUGUACCAACUGUUGAAGCAGGAUUAAUGUCUCAAGCAUCAAGACCAGAACAGUCAGUAAUGCAAGCCUUGGAGAGCUUAACAGAAACUCAGGUAAGAGUCUGA
Molecule: messenger RNA, 664 nt
Organism: Paralichthys olivaceus (Japanese flounder)
Lineage: Eukaryota; Metazoa; Chordata; Actinopteri; Pleuronectiformes; Paralichthyidae
Source: RefSeq, a predicted model, not a curated record